UCGAGCUCGACGCCAGCUGUGCUCUCCGUGCCCAUCUGCGCCCCGACGAGACCCUCCCGACCGCUCUCCCAGCGCCUCGCCCCUCGCGCCGCCGCCCUGCCUCGCCUGCUGCACGCAGCACCUUUCCGCGCCGCAAGCCCCCGCCCGGAACAUGUCGUAAUUCAGGGUCCCCAAGCAUAGCCAGGCACCAUGGCCGCAGCCGAAGACGAUGUCGACGCGGAUCGCCGCGCCCUCUUCGCCCAGAUCCUCGUGCGCCUGCAGGAGCUUCCAAACUACACCUGGGACACCGACGUUGCGCCCUUUCACUCGUCCUAUGAUAAUUGGCAUUUCUUUGGCAGGAGGAAAACCUCCGCAGACCGUCCCUUGUCCCGCGGCCGCAGCGCGGGCACUUCGAUAUCCUCGUCGCAUUCGCCCGAUGCUACUCGACCACCCCUAAGCCGAAGUCACAAAUCCUCCGGCAGCGAUGCCAGCGAGUUCACCACCGCCACGCAGUCCACGGACAUGCCCAAGGACCGCGAGGUGGUCUGCCGCGUUUCCACACACACCCUUCGGAUAGAGCGCGAGUUCCAGGUCUGCAAGCUGAUCAACAAAAAGUCGGAUCCAAACGCCCGCCACUUUGUACGCCCCAUCGAGCUUGUCAGGCUUCCCCCCAGACCUGGCAACAACGAGCCCAUGGUCGCCUUUAUCUGCGACGCUCCCGGUCCCAACUAUCUGAGAGAGGUAGUCAAGUUCGGCCCCAAUGCGUACGGUAUCUCGCACCAAAACAAUGAUAGCUGGAAGGUUCAAAACCUGGAUUACAAGGGCGGCAUCCCUCUGCUCACCUUCCUGGACUUUGCUGUUGGAGCAACCGAAUGUCUCGAGAUUCUCCACCACGGCCAUCAACUCGUACACGGAGAGCUACGGGGCGAUGCAUUCCACUUCGCCGAAAAUGGCAUCGUCAAGAUGAUCAACUUCGGCGGUGGAGCGCGGUCUUUUGAGAAUGGCCUCACGUCUGCUGGCUGGAACGUGCUGAGAAAAGAGCUGGGCAUCGAAUUGAAGCUUGCCUUUGUCGCCCCCGAACAAACGGGACGGAUGCCUGCCGAACCGGAUAGCCGUACUGAUAUCUACAGCCUUGGAAUUUUGUUUUACAGCAUGCUUUGCGGGGAGACUCCGUUCGAUGGCAGGACCCCGCUCGAAGUUAUGCAAAAUGUGCUCAGCAAGCGAAUCCCACCCAUCUCAUCCAAGCGAAUGGACAUCCCUGACAUUCUGUCCUCGGUCAUCCAGCGCAUGACCCAGAAGAACAUUGAAGAACGUUACCACAGUACCAGUGGCCUGAAACAUGACCUCGUUAGGCUGCGCGAGCUACUGUCCGAAGGCGAUUCUGAAGGCCUUAAACAAUUCCAGAUAGGACUCAAGGACGUUUCAUGCUUUUUCAAUCUACCUCUGAAGCAGAUUGGCCGAGACAAGGAGAGGAACACCAUCAUUGAGAUUAUUGAGCGCGUGUCAAAGCGGCGACGGAUGACGCCCAUACUUGGAAACGCCCUGAACAGUCUGAGCUCCAAUUCGUCUUUCUCGGACCCUCGUAUGGAAACUAACCAGCUCGACGAUAUCAUGUCUGAUAGCACGAGCUCGAGAGGCUCCGAUAGUCGCCUGAACAGCGUUUCUGGGUCGGCCCCUAUGCCAGUUUUUAUGGAUGCCGCUCGUAACAUCCAUAACUUCUCACAAGACAGCAUGACCCAAUCAGAAAGCUCAGUGGGGGACGAAAAUCCAGAGUCUCGAAUGCCAGUCCACGCUCCAACUCGAGGUCCUUCCAGUACCAGCAUAGAAGGCUCACUCUCGAUAUCGCGAUCGAACCAGUCGGAAAAUGCGUCUCUAUUGCGUACAAUGUCGAGCGCUAGAAGCUCGAAGAUGAGACGACGAGCGCGUUGCGAGAUUAUUGCCAUUGCAGGCGAAGCUGGCCUGGGCAAAUCCAAGUUGGUACAAAGCAUCCAGUCCACAGCACGCAGCAAGAACAUACACUCCUACUUCUCCGCAGCCAAAUUUGACCCAGCCAAGAAAGCUCCAUUUGAGCCGAUCUUAAAACUCAUGUCCAGUCUCUUCCGCCAAAUAUUCAGCGAGGCUGAUGUCAGUACCGAGUUUCAUUCCAAUCUGCGCAGCCACCUAAAGAAUUCAGGCGUGUGGCAGAUAUUGCACAGUUAUCUUGACCUACCUGAAUGGCUUCUAUCAGCAGGGAGCGCUCAACCUGCGCCGCAACAACGCGACGUGCGAAUAGCUAGGAAAGAUAAUGGCCGAAGAGCCUCGUCGCCUGCAAUACAUUGCGGCAGUGCUGGCCACACCGCAGAUGCGUGGCUGCGGAGCGGUGGCGCGUCAAAAUCAACUCGAUUCAUGAACGUCUUCAUCGACGUUCUACGUCUCUUGGCCUUGCAGACACUAUGCAUCUGGACGCUCGAGGAUGUACAGAAUGCUGAUGCCGAGAGCGCUGAAUUAAUACAUCAUAUCGCACAAGCAAGAAUACCCCUUGUCUUGAUCCUUACCUAUAAAAACGAAGAUUCCAUGCCCAAAGAUCUUCGUACGCUUUUGCCCGCAGCUACUCGGAUCCAGCUACACCCCUUCACGGAGGCUGAUACGGCUGAGUACGUGUCGGAAACCUUGCACCGUGAUACAGAAUACAUCCUCCCCUUGGUCGCAGUGAUACAAGAAAAGUCUCGCGGAAAUAUCUUCUACAUAAGAGAGAUACUGGACACUUGUUAUCGCAAACAGUGCGUUUUCUACUGUUGGAGGGAAGGGGCCUGGAGGUUCGAUCUAGACAAAGUCUUUGAUGCCUUGGAAAGUCCCGAGUAUGGCUCAUCUAUCAACAAUGACUUCAUCGCGAAGAGGCUGCGCGAUCUACCGGGCAACUCACGAAAGCUCGUGGCCUGGGCAUCCUUAUUGUCAGGCUCCUUCACCUUCGAUCUCAUACGAAACCUGUUGGAUCCCUUGAAUGCGCCACCAGAUGCUGAUACCACCCGCAUUCCCCUAUUACGCGCAAAAGAUUGUGCUAUCACGGCUUUGAACGGCGCUGUUAAUGCGUUUGUGCUGAUGCCCGCCGACGACGAGGAUAGAUUCCGCUUCAGUCAUGACCGCUAUCUCACAGCUGCUACCCAGUCUCUUGAUCAAGAGUGGGACAUUAUGAUGAUGCACUACAUGAUUGCCAAGUACAUCACAACGAGUGGGGCAUACCAUAACGAUUCAAUGUCGGGUUCCAAGGGUCUCUAUAUCCGAAGCAGGCACAUCUGUCUUGCAUCCAACCUCAUCAAAGCCCGCGAGUCCAUCCGUGCUCCGUAUCGAGACGUUCUAUAUCAAGCCGCAGAGACAGCCGUUGAUUCUGGCGCUAGGUCCACGGCGACGUACUACUAUCUGCAUUGUCUAUCGCUACUGCAGGACGAUCCUUGGAGCGAGAAUCUGCCGGACGUCUCGUACCAGGAGACAUUGCAAUUGUUCGUUCGCGCUGGCGAGUGCUACUGGCAUCAGGGCAUGUUUGAUGAAGCCUUGUCUUUGAUUAGGAAGACUUUCAGCCAUGCCCGAGACCCCUGCGACAUGGCUUCGUCCUUUAUCCUACAAUCUCGCGUCCACGCUGUUCGUGGUGACAGUUUCGGUGCUUUCCAGGCCUUGAAAGAUUGCCUGUCCCUAUUGGGGUUGCCAAUACCCCCUACCACAUGGGAAGAGUGUGAUCAAGAGUUUCAAGAACUCUGCGCUCUGCUUCAAUCAACGGAUAAAGAAGAGCUGUUGUCGCGGCCUCCAACUACUGACGACCGUCAACUGAUGACUCUAGGACCCGUUGUGGUUGAGCUUCUGAGCGCUGCAUUCUGGUCUAACAGCUUACUGUUCUAUCAGAGCACGCUCAAGCUGGUUUCCAUGCACCUCAAGCGCGGCACGGUGCCACAGGUGGCCAUGGGCUACGUCCACAUUGGUUCUAUUGCAGGAGGGAGGUUCAACAUGAUCGAAUUUGCGGUCGAGUGCGGCGCGAUCGCAAAGCGCUUAUUCGAUCUGUACUCCGAAGAUCACUACACGAUAGGACGCGGUCAGACUCUGCGAACGCUAUUCUUGGGUCAUCUCGAAGCACCCAUUGCCGACUUGAUUCCAGACCUGAGGAACGCGAUGGAUGCAUCGAUUUUUGCGGGCGACAGAAUCCUGUCUCUGCUCAAUCUCGGUGUAGUAGCUCAUUUCCGCCUAAUGGCGUCACACGAUGCGGCGGAAGUUGAAGCUUGGAUCGAGGAAGCGCCCCUGGAAUUCAAGAAUUGGCAACAAGACCUCCGCGGUGGAGUCUAUCUAAUCUCGUUUCGACAAGCCGCACGAGCUCUUCAGGGCAAGACUGGAACGCACAACGCUUCACUCAUUUUUACUGACACCGAACAUGACACCGGAGCGUACAUCGAAUAUCUUGAGAAACGCGCAAGCAAUCCAAAACGGCCUAAGACCGUAUACAUGAGCACACAGCUACCCAUCCUAGUUCUCUACGGUUUUCACCGCGAAGCCAUCGCGCUUGGAGAAGCGCUACUGCCAAUGAUAGACAGCCUAUGGUGCCAGAGAAUGACCUAUGCGGUCAUGUAUUACUUGUCACUAGCAUACUUGGUCGUGCUCACAGAAGAGCCUGAACAUUCUGAUAAAGAGCGGAUGUUGGAUUACGCUUCUCAGACCAUCAAGCGGCUUGAGGCAUGUUGCGUGGUUACGGACGUCAACUACAGGCACUGGAUAGCACUGCUUGCCGCAGGGAUUGCCGACAUAGAAAAAAAUCCACCCGCCGCUUUGGUCAACUACGAGUUGGCAAUGGACCACAGCGAGAUCCAUGGCUUUGCUUUGGAUGAGGCCCAUGCUUUCGAACUUUAUGCUUCAUGGUUGUUGAGAAAGAAGGCUCUUCGGCCAGCUCGCCACAUCUUAAAGGAUGCUAUAUCCAUAUAUCGCAGAACCUCUGCGUUUGGAAAGGCAAAUCAGCUUACAACAAAAUUCGAAUGGCUAUUGCGUGGCACAGCGUCACUGAGCACUAUGGACGUGGCCGUGCAGACCACAAUUAUAGACACCGGCAACACCUCCUUCCGGCUCGAGCAAAACGAGGAUCACGAGCGCUUCCUCGAGACCGAAACUGCUGUAGACAGAACCACUGACUGGCUUGCACCGAACUCUAGCAAGCGACAAGUCACCGAGAACGACUUUCCGAACGGCUUCUCGGUCAACGGGCUCGACAUGCUCGACUUGUCAUCUAUCCUUGAAUCCAGUCAAGUCCUAUCAAGCGAGCUCAACAUCGACAAACUCAUGGGCAAGAUGGCUGAGAUAAUCCUGGAAUCAACUGGCGCCUCGCUGUGCGGCAUCGUCGUGGAAGACGCGCAGAUUGAGUGGUCUAUUGCCACAGUAGCGACCAACGAGCCGAGUGAGGACGGCUCUGCCACUGUGACUUCGUUCCCGAAUGGCCAGCCCCUUGAAACGAUUGACGACGUCAUGGCUCGGCAGGUCACGCUUUACUCGCUUCGAUUCCGCGAAGUUGUGUUCUGUCAGAGCCUUCUUGAGGACGAUCGCUUUGCGAAUGUGAGCGAGGCUUACUUGAAGCGGCAUCCUGAUGGCAAAGCGGUGAUUUGUAUACCGAUCAUUCAUUCGGAUCAUCUCAUGGGUUCGAUCUACGUGGAAGGGCCGCCAAACUCCUUCACCGAGCGAAAUACGAACGUGCUGCGCCUGCUCGUCAACCAGAUCUCCAUCUCUUUGGCCAAUGCCCUACUGUUCAAAAAGGUCGAGAAAGUCAGCGCAAGCAACGAGGCCAUGCUCGAGAUGCAGAAGCGAUCCCUUGCGCAGGCGAGAGCAGCAGAGAAUAAGGCCAAGGAGGCCGAGGCGAUAGCAGUCAGGAACAUGAAACUGAAAGAAGAAGCUGCUAGAGCCAAGUCUCUGUUCCUCGCAAACGUUUCGCACGAGCUGCGGACUCCCCUGAACGGUGUAAUUGGCAUGAGCGAGUUAUUGAAAGCCAGCCCGCUGAACAGCGAGCAAGCUGGCUACGCGGACAGCAUCAGAGUGUGUGCCGACACUCUGUUGAGUAUCAUCAACGACCUGCUCGACUACUCGAAGCUGGAAGCUGGAAAGAUGAACGUCAUCUCCAUGCCGCUGUCACUCAACGAGACCAUCACUGAGGUCGUCCGAGCACUGGCAUACACCAACGCCGAGCGCGGUUUGAAGACCGUCGAGCAGCUCGAGCUCAACCCUGAGCUGCUCGUCAUGGGCGACCCUGUCCGCCUGCAUCAAAUUCUGAUGAACCUCUUGUCUAACAGUUACAAGUUCACUCCCAAGGGCUCUGUAACAGUACGAGCUGUUGUGGACAAUGAAAGCGACGAUUGGAUAGACGUCACGUGCAGCGUCAUUGACACCGGCAUUGGAAUCCCCGACGAGCAGAAGAAGAAGCUCUUCCUGCCAUUCAGCCAAAUCGAAUCCUCCAGCUCCCGCAGCUACGGCGGGACCGGCCUCGGCCUGAGUAUCUGCAAAGCGCUUAUCGAGAACGUAAUGCAGGGCCGCGUAUGGCUGGAGUCCACACCGGGCGUCGGUACAACGGUUUCCUUCUCCCUCCGUUUCCAGAAAGUUCCAAAAACCGAUGGCCAAACCCGCCACCACUCGACCCGCGAUACCGACCCGAUGGCGAAGUUCUCGUCCCAGGAGAACAAUGGCCACGAGCAGUCCUCGGAAACCAUCGACCUCUCCGCCAUCCCGCGCUCUGAUCUCCGCAUCUGCAUCGCAGAGGACAACCUCAUCAAUCAGCGCAUCGCCAUCUCGUUUGUGCAAAAGCUCGGCUUCAAAUGCGACGCCUACCUAGACGGCUUCAAAACCAUCGACGCUUUAGAACGCGCGUCGGACCGCGGCCGCCCCUUCCACCUCAUCCUAAUGGACGUGCAGAUGCCGCACUGCGACGGGUACGAAGCCACACGGCUGAUCCGCCAACACAAAGACCCGCAGAUUCGGAACGUGUUGAUUAUUGCAAUGACGGCGAGUGCCAUCCAGGGAGACCGGGAAAAGUGUCUGGAGAGCGGGAUGAACAACUACCUCGCGAAGCCUGUGCGGGCGGCGACGCUGAAGAGUCUGCUCGAGAGCUACUUGAAUCGCGAGGAGGAGAGGGAGAUUCCGAAUCUGGCGGACGCGGCGAAGGAGAUUGUGAAGACGGCGUUGCGGCAUGCAAAGGGCGCGAAGGGGUCGGAUGGGGAUGAGAGCACGACGCCGGCGGAGCUGCCGGUGAGGAGCGGCGGUGCGAGAGAUGCGGAUGAGACACGGGCGCCGGCGCUGAACACGGAAGAAACGACGAUCCGCCCGCAAAGUUCGCGGACGAACACGGCAACUUCGGCGACUGUGGCGACUGUAGCUACUGCGGCGCCGGAGGAGGAGGAGAAGCAGAAGAAGACGAGUCGGCCCAGCAGCGUGCGCACCAACACCACGCAGCGGUGGCAGCCGACCGAGAACGGCUCAUUGCCUGCGCCUUCGCCGCCGCCGGGGGCCUAGCGUUACAAAUCACCUCUUUGUCCGUGGGGUGGCUUCCGCCUCCUCCGGGUGCUUCGCGUUAUUAUGCGACUUCCUUCUCUGUACAAGUCCUUGUUGGAUAGAAUCAUGCGAGUCGUUUUGUGUAUGGCGUUCCUGGCGGGAGGGGUAAUGAAUGCAUCACGGCCUCGGAAUGCAUGGGAGCUGGGCUUGGAUUUCAACCCACAAGGCGGAUUGAAAGGUAUAUGGAUGUUCUUGUUCAGUCGUGUCUGGAUUUACAGUACAUAUGUGAUGUUGGGUUAGCUAGCUGCUCUGUGCAGCGCAGUCUGCGGAGAAUGAAACCACGUUCU
Messenger RNA from Paraphaeosphaeria sporulosa, 7805 nucleotides. RefSeq names its product putative histidine kinase HHK1p. The record is from RefSeq and is a predicted model, not a curated record. The transcript is spliced from 11 exons. Gene Ontology annotation, biological process: protein phosphorylation; phosphorelay signal transduction system. Lineage: Eukaryota; Fungi; Ascomycota; Dothideomycetes; Pleosporales; Didymosphaeriaceae. Bases 190 to 7479 code for a protein of 2429 amino acids. Gene Ontology annotation, molecular function: protein binding; phosphorelay sensor kinase activity; ATP binding.